GUGUGUGCUUCCUGUUCCAGUUUGUUUAGUCACAGGUCUGAAUUAGAUCUCUGUUAGUUGGUUUCAUUUACUAUAAACAAGCCUUGUGCUUUGUUUCAAUACAUCAAAGCCCAUAGCCAGGCACAGGCAGAAACCGCAUGUAACUUUAAGUCAGAAAAAGGUAAAAUGUGGCACUUCUUUAACCGGCAUUACCGCUGCCUCGGGGUCACUGGAUCAGGCAAAGAUGUAGGCUCCUCUCCCUGCUAUGCUAACGCCAGCGAUGCUCUCCUUCAGGAUUUAUCAAGCUGUGAAUGAGUUUGUCACCAUGACUGCUGAGGACUCCACUGCAAGGAUGAACAACGAUUCCUCCAAUGUGACUACCACAAAAGUGCCUGAAGGCGUUGCCGGCGCACCCAAUGAGGCAGCACUGCUGGCCCUCAUGGAGCGCACUGGAUAUAACAUGAUCCAAGAGAAUGGGCAACGCAAGUAUGGUGGCCCUCCACCUGGCUGGGAGGGCCUGCACCCUCCUCGUGGCUGUGAAGUCUUUGUAGGCAAAAUCCCUCGCGAUGUCUAUGAAGAUGAGCUCGUCCCUGUGUUUGAGUCCGUUGGCCGCAUCUAUGAAAUGCGUCUGAUGAUGGACUUCGAUGGGAAAAACCGUGGCUACGCCUUUGUGAUGUACACACAGAAGCAUGAGGCAAAGCGUGCUGUAAGGGAGCUGAACAACUAUGAAAUUCGACCUGGCAGGCUGCUAGGUGUAUGCUGCAGCGUGGAUAACUGCCGACUCUUCAUUGGAGGCAUUCCCAAGAUGAAGAAGAGAGAGGAGAUCCUGGAAGAGAUCGCCAAGGUGACAGAAGGCGUGCUUGAUGUCAUUGUGUAUGCCAGUGCCGCAGACAAGAUGAAGAACAGAGGCUUUGCCUUUGUUGAGUAUGAGAGUCAUCGAGCAGCAGCAAUGGCCAGGAGGAAACUCAUGCCGGGAAGGAUCCAGCUGUGGGGACACCAAAUUGCUGUUGAUUGGGCAGAACCAGAGAUAGAUGUGGAUGAAGAUGUCAUGGAGACUGUUAAAAUCCUCUAUGUGAGGAAUUUAAUGAUUGAGACCACAGAGGACACAAUUAAAAAGGUCUUUGGGCAGUUUAACCCUGGCUGUGUAGAGCGGGUGAAAAAAAUACGUGAUUAUGCUUUUGUGCACUUUACAAACAGGGAAGAUGCCAUUCACGCCAUGAACAACCUUAAUGGUGUUGAACUGGAAGGCUCGUGCCUGGAGGUUACUUUGGCCAAGCCAGUAGACAAGGAGCAAUACACUCGCUACCAGAAAGCAGCAAAAGGAGGGGCUGCAGCAACGCCUGAAAUAACUCAGCAACCUAAUUAUGUUUACUCUUGUGAUCCAUACACACUAGCAUAUUAUGGAUAUCCAUACAAUGCCUUGAUUGGGCCCAACAGAGAUUACUUUGUGAAAGCAGGCAGCAUACGAGGCAGAGGGCGAGGUGCAGCUGGCAACAGAGCUCCGGGCCCCAGGGGCUCCUACCUGGGGGGAUACUCCGCUGGCCGUGGCAUCUACAGCAGGUACCAUGAAGGCAAAGGAAAACAGCAGGAGAAAGGCUACGAGCUGGUACCCAACUUGGAGUUACCUACGGUCAAUCCGGUGGCCAUUAAGCCUGGUGCAGUGGCCAUCCCUGCCAUUGGUGCCCAGUACUCCAUGUUUCAAGCUGCACCACCAGCCAAGAUGAUGGAAGAUGGCAAAAUACACACUGUCGAGCACAUCAUCAACCCUAUAGCCGUCCAGCAGGACCCAGCUAGUGCAGCAGCUGCUGCAGCAGCUGCAGCUGCAGCUGUAAUACCAGCCGUCUCAACACCUCCCCCUUUCCAGGGCCGCCCCAUCACACCAGUAUACACCAUGGCUCCCAAUGUGCAGCGGAUCCCUGCUGCUGGGAUUUAUGGGACAAGUUAUGUGCCAUUUGCGGCACCCGCUGCAGCGACAGCAACGAUAGCCACACUACAGAAGAACGCUGCAGCUGCUGCUGCCGCCGCUGCCGCUGCCUACGGAGGAUACACUGGCUAUAUUCCCCCAGCAUUCCCAGCUGCAACCAUCCAGGUCCCCAUCCACGACGUCUACCAGACGUAUUGAGACUAUAGGCAGAGGAGGAAAGUGGAGAAAUACAUACUGAAGGAACACUUUACUAUUUAUGAAGAAAGAAUCAGCUGCGAAAAAGUAAACGGUUGGGCUCAGUAAACUGAUGCAGAAAGUGAAGCAUGUCAGAGAAAAACGUGUUUGAAAUAUUUUCUACGCUUGAAGUUUUCACUAACUUUUUUUAGGCUAUUUUUAAAAUUUAACACGUCUGUAUUCAUACAUUUCUAAAGGACCUCGUUGCAUCCAGCCCACUGCUGACAUGCAUUUAUACGCAUCCUAGUGGGGUUGCAUAGGGUCUUUAUUUUUUUUUUUAGCAGUUAUAUUUUCAAUAUAUUUGUGGUAUGAAGGUUAUUUUUUAGUAACUUCUGCACUCCAGAGAUGUCUAUUUUGUAGUGCCUUUAAUAAUGUAUCAACUAUAUAUUAAAAAGCACACCUGAGCAGCUAGGGAAAGUUUUAGCAAUAUAUUUUGAAGAAUAUAUUCAAUAUUUAAAGAGUACAUACCAUAGAUUUUUUUUUUUUAAGAAAAAGAAAACAACAUGUAUCUUAUUUAAAAAAAUUAUACUGGAAAGUGCAAUUUGAAAAACGUGCAAGACCUCUGCAUUUUUUUGUGCUGGCAUUAAUACAAUCUGCUCGUUCUUAUUUGAAAUCAGAAGUAACUAAUAUUGCCUGCUUGGGAGAAAAAGAAAAUAAAGAAAGACUCCUCACACAAACCUCUUCACAGUGUGAUGUGCAGGCUUACAUUCAGUAAAGGAAAAGCUCUGAGUUUUCCUUAACAACUGGAUUUGCUAUUUAUUGAAGCUACUCAUAGUCAGAGCACGUGCAGAAAGGAGUAGCAAAUAUUUUGCACGAGGUGUCUUGACUUAGAUCUUCAUCCAGUAUAAGGCCUAAGCUCUUUUUCAAUGACUUUUAUUUUAUUCUUUGAAGUAUAUGUUGUAGUGACUGAGAAUGUAUGCUGUUGUCGGUGAGAGCAGGUGCGCUCUUGCCGAGAGGAUGAGCAGCGUUACUUACCGAUUGCUCCAUCAUGUUCCACGAGAAAUUUCCGAGUCACUAGGGGUGGUAGUGGUACUGGAAUUAGUGAAACAGAGCUAGCCUCCCUCCCAGCCUCCCUUCCACGCUUAUUUCCCCUUUUCCACAACUGGAGUUUUACAUGCACAUCAAGGGGUGGGAGCAAUUAGACCUGGUGAUUUUAAGACAUAGAGCUUGUAAAUAUCUUUUAAUAUACAUUUUUAAAGUCAUUUUAUGUUUCAAAUUUACAUGGUAUGUGGUUUGCCACAAAACAAAAACCUUUUAUUGCGAUGUUAUAAAAAAGUUUGUUUUAUUAAGAAGUAAAUAUAUUAUUGCAGUGUUUUGUGGCCUGUUUAAAGGCUUUUGUUUAGUAGUGCAGUGAAUGUAAAAUAUAGUAAAAUGGUAAAGAAAUAUCUUGCCCAUAGUAUGAAUUGCAUCAGCCCUGCAAACAUGCAAACACAGCUUUGGUGAAAUGAGGUGCAAAGCAGGGAGUGAAUAAACAA
Messenger RNA from Cuculus canorus (common cuckoo), 3612 nucleotides. RefSeq names its product RNA binding motif protein 47 (gene RBM47). Gene Ontology annotation, cellular component: nucleus. Gene Ontology annotation, molecular function: mRNA binding. Bases 245 to 2101 code for a protein of 618 amino acids. The transcript is spliced from 6 exons. The record is from RefSeq and is a predicted model, not a curated record. NCBI's taxonomy places the organism in Eukaryota, Metazoa, Chordata, Aves, Cuculiformes, Cuculidae.